This is a messenger RNA of Exaiptasia diaphana, 1982 nucleotides long. RefSeq lists its product as uncharacterized. The coding region runs from base 329 to 1654 and encodes 441 amino acids. The record is from RefSeq and is a predicted model, not a curated record. NCBI's taxonomy places the organism in Eukaryota, Metazoa, Cnidaria, Anthozoa, Actiniaria, Aiptasiidae. The transcript has 7 exons.
GGUUUCCUGAUUUGGAAUCUUUGGUCCCUGUAAAGCUUUCGUUUAAAGUAACUUUAAGUUAUUUAGAGUUUAUAAAUGUUCAACUAUACAUUGCAAUGAGAUCGGGUGUUGGCAUGGAGAUCUUGUUAACGGAAUCAGGCGACGAUUAGAAUGAUCUAGAUUGCCAUGUUUUGAGCAAAAUAUGAAAAUAUGAUCGCUUUUUUUUUCUUACCUGAAUUUGGAAAUGAUAUAGUGAUGACCCAAAGUUAUUACGAGGAAACAAAAAAAAAUCAAAUUAAAAAAAUCACCAAUAAAAUUGGAUGACUGAAUUUCUAGCUUCAAGACGACGAUGUGGUUUACAAUCUUCACCGCCUUGCUGAUCACAACCGUCACCAUCGUCAACUGUAACCUCAUCAACCUUGACAACAUUUGGACCUCGACAUCGACAUUCCAUCGUGACCACGACUUUGCCCUAAUUGGUCACGUGAUAAAGACCCUGCCUGUGUUCAUUGCCGACUGCCUGGUAGCUUGCCAGGAAACGCUAAGGUGUUUCUCAGUGAACUAUAUUAAUUUUCACAAUGGUACGUUCAGUUGCGAGUUGAAUUGGUCAAACAAGAAACAAAGCAAAGACUCGUUUGUGAGAAGAGAAGGCUAUGAAUACGCUGAACCAAAGCUUUUCCUGAAUUGUGAAGGAAAGUCAUGUGCACAAAAAGCUAUAGAAGAUGAUGGAUGGUUCAAAUUCAACUCGUCACUGUUCAAGAUGAUCUACAACAAAACAACAUGGACCGGUGCAAAAGCCCAUUGUAACUCUCUUGGCGGUGACCUGGCAUCUUUUGGAUCGCACACAGAAUAUAGAUUCGUCCAAGAAACCAUGCUUUACUAUGAUUUCUUGAUGGACACACGAAUCGAGACUUACAGUUUGCACAGAGGAGCAGCCAUAGUAAACARGGACAACCGAAAGGCCGUUUACUUUGACGGAGUUGAUGGUUACGCAACUGUUCCAAAGUUCGACAUUAGUAAAAGCGACUUUACCAUAGCUUUUUGGUUUAAAGGUGCCGGAAGCAACUAUGGAUUUUGGAACAUCUUCAACGAUAAAACGAGMAACUCAAAACAACAGUUCACAAUAUACAUAUACUAUCAUUACAUGUCAUUUGCAUUUUUUAAUUCUGAYGGYGAACACUUGGUACCGAAAGGAUUUUCAAUAACUAAUAUCCCAUUUGGACAAUGGCAUCAUGCGGCCAUCACUUGGAAUCGUCAAACAAAGCAAUAUAUAUUAUACGRAAAUUCCGUUCAGAAAAUAUUGAAUUCAACUCAAGAAAACGUUGAUCUCUUUAACACCGGAGAAUCCAAUUACGAAAUUGGCGGGAACGAUGGAAAAUUGAUGUUUAACGGCUGGAUAAGUGAUUUGGUUGCUCUUUCGCAAGAAAUGAAACAACCUGAGAUUGAGAAUUUGAAAGAUGGUCACUAUUUUGGAGCAUGGAUCGGAUUGAAUGACAUAGACGAGGAAGGCACRCUCAAGUGGUCCAACGACCAACCGCUGACAUACAUGUCUGCAGUACAAAAUCAGGACCCUGGCAAGGAUUGCGUGUAUUUGAGAAAGGGCAAGGGAUCGAUUCUAACAUGGAACCUAGAGUCAUGCUCUGAUGAACAUCCAUUCAUUUGCCAAAAACUCUGAACAUCUAUGAAUUAAUUUUGUUCACAAAAAUAUAAGGUUUUCGCAUAAACCUUUUUCCUGUMYAUUUAUUAGAUUGAUUUAGCACCAUACAAUUAAGCAUUAAAAACAUUCAACAUUACAUUUCAAAGAAAAUAUGUUCAAAUCCAUAAAAUCUGUCGAUCUCAGAUUUGGGAAAAAAAAGGUAAGCACUACGUUUUUCAAUGCAUUUUUUCGUUCAAACUUCUGUUUAGAUGAGCAGCUUUUUUAAAAGAAGUCAAGAAAGCGUAAGAUAUGUAUAAUCCUAUAUGGAAGUAAAAAGCUCUAGGAGUGGCACACUUUUAAUGUACAU